AAGCCCCUGUUUGUCCAUUUUGUCUUCUUGUAGCAAGCAUACAAUAUUGUAUCAGUAAAUUGUGUCUGAAUUUUCAUGCUUCAACAUGUUCUUUCGGGAGUCCUCUCAGAAAAAAAGGAAAAACAUUUCAGUGCAUGCCCAUGUGAUGUGGGCGGAAUGUUCACUUCUGACUACCGAUCCGUCCGUCAAUGUUGUCACACUCCUACGAGAGGCAGAAAUGAGAGCUGAUGACCUCCGAAUUAGACAAAAUAUAUGUUUGAUAAUAACGGAAGUGCCCGAAACAAGAGGAAUCAAAAGCCAGAAUGACCGAUGAGCACGGGAUAGAUCGCUCCUCUCUGAAAACCCACAGUUUGCUUCAACCAGGGGGGUCAGAAUCUCUAAACCCCAGUCAUGAGUUCAAGACAAGCAACCAGUCUUUAGAUCACCUGGAGGAAUUUAAAAGAUUAAGUUUAGAACAGCAGGGGAGAUCUGCUUCUCCAAGCCCCAGCCAUGAGUCCACGAAGAGCAGUCAGUCAAUAAACCCUCCACAGGAUUUUAAAGCAUCCAGUUUACUUCAACCAGGAGGAUCAGACCCCAGUCAUGAGCUCAAGACCAGCAACCAGUCUCUGGAUCACCUGGUGGAACUUCAAGAGUCUAGCUCAGCACAGCAGGGGAGAUCUGCUUCUCCAAGCCCCAGCCAUGAGUCCUUGAAGAGUAGUCAGUCAAUAAACCAUCCACGGGAUUUUAAAGGAUCCAGCUUAUUUCAACCAGUAGGAUCAGAUUCUCCAGUACAUGAGCUCAAGAGUUCUGUGGAGCAUCCGGCGGAAAUAAGCAUUAUCACAUCUAUUAAAUUAAGGAACCAAUUUCAGUUUUUGCAAGAAGGAAAAUCAAACAGACUCGUACCUCUCGAGGACACCUAUACUGAGCUUUACAUCACAGAAGGUGGAUGUGGAGAGAUCAACACUGAACAUGAGGUGAGACAGAUUGAAGCAGCGUUCAGGAGAGCAGCGAGAGAGGAGGACAGACCGAUCGAAUGCAACGAUAUCUUCAAACAUUCACCCAAACUUGGCAGACCCAUCAGAACUGUGCUCACGAAGGGAGUCGCUGGCAUUGGAAAAACAGUCUCUGUGCAGAAGUUCAUUCUGGAUUGGGCUAAAGGGAAAGAGAAUCAAGAUGUUCACCUCAUAUUUCCACUGCCUUUCAGAGAGCUCAAUCUGAUGAAGGAUCAAAAAGUUAGUCUCAAGGACGUUCUUCAUAUUUUCCUCCCAGAAUCAAAACAAUUGGACAUAUGUAGUGAUAAAUAUAAAGUGUUGUUCAUCUUGGAUGGUUUGGAUGAGUGUCGUCUGUCUCUGGAUUUUCGCAGCAACUUGAGUAUGUGUAAUGUCAAUGAAUCGGCCUCAAUAGACGUGCUGCUGAUAAACCUCAUCGCUGGGAAUCUGCUUCCUUCUGCUCUCAUCUGGAUCACCUCCAGACCAGCAGCAGCUUAUCAAAUCCCCUCUGAAUGUGUCGAUCGAGUCACAGAGGUACGAGGCUUUAGCGACCCGCAGAAGGAGGAAUACUUCAGAAAGAGAAUUAAAGAUGUGAAUGUGGCAAACAAAAUCAUCUCACAUCUAAAGUCAUCGAGAAGUCUUUACAUCAUGUGUCACAUCCCAGUGUUCUGCUGGAUUUCUGCCACUGUUCUAGAGAGAAUCUUGAGCGAAGUUGGGAAUGAAGGGAUCCCCACCACUUUAACUCAAAUGUACACACAGUUUCUGCUCAAAAGCAUAAAUCAUGAGAAGGAUUAUGAAAGAAAGAUUAAAGAUGAAGACAUGAUUCUUAAACUUGGGAAACUUGCUUUUCAGCAGCUCGAGAAAGGGAAUUUAAUCUUCUACGAGGAAGAUCUCAGACAAUGUGAUAUUGACGUGCAAGAAGCAUCAGUUUUUUCAGGAUUGUGCACUCAGAUCUUCAGAGAACAAUCAGGACUGUUUCUAGGAAAGGCUUACUGCUUCGUCCAUCUAAGUGUUCAAGAACAUCUUGCGGCUCUAUACGUGUACCUCACCUUUAUAAAUGAAAAUGUACAUGUAUUACACAGUCCGAGUGGUUUGUUCAACAUUCUGGCUUGCGCGUUCCCUUCAAAUGAUUCACCAUCUGCCCUGUAUCAAAGAGCAGUGAAUAAAGCUCUGCAGAGUCCCAAUGGACAUUGGGACAUUUUUCUUCGCUUCUUUGUGGGUUUCUCACUGAAGUCCAACCAGUCGCUCUUACAAAAUCUAUUCAAAGAGUCAGAAAGACUCUCAUGCAGCAAAGAGAUUGCCCAGCUGAUCAAGACGAAGAUUAAAGAAAAUCUGUCCCCUGAGAAGUCCAUCAAUCUCUUCCACUGUCUGAAUGAACUGCAUGAUCAUGAUCUAGUGGGGGAAGUUCAGAAUUAUCUUAAGUGUGGCUCAGUAGUCAAUAAAACACUCUCACGCUCGCAGUGGUUGGCCUUGGUUUUUGUCUUGCUGACCUCAGGACAAUCUCUUGAUGUGUUUGAUUUAGACAACUAUGUUGAGAAACACAUUGCAGGAAAUGCAGCAAUUCAAUGGCUACGACCCGUGAUUGAAGCAUCGAAAUCAGCAAGACUUUGUGAACAUAGCCUGACACUGAAAGACUGUGCUACUUUGGUUUCUGUCCUCACCUCAAAGACGUCAUGUCUGAGAGAACUGAUCUUAACAGACAGCAAUAUAAAGGAUGCAGGAGUGAAGCAUCUCUCUACAGGACUAGCGAAUGCGCAGUGUCAGCUGGAGGCACUGAGGCUUAAGAACUGUGGCAUCACUCAUGAAGGUUGUGCUGCCCUGGCUUUAGCUUUAAGAUCAAACCCCUCGCACUUGAGAGAGCUGGAUCUGUCAGGAAAUCCAAUAAGAAAGUCUGGGGUGAAGCUGCUCUCAGAGGAACUGAGGAAUCCACUUUGUAAACUUGAAAAAAUAAUGUUGAGAAAUUGUGGUAUCACACAUGAGGCUGAUGCUGCGCUGGUUUCACUUCUAAGUUCAAACCCCUCACACCUUAGAGAACUAAAUUUGUCCAAGAAUAAAUUAGGAGAUUUAGGAAUAAAACUGCUUUCGGAUGCAUUGGGGUCUACUAACUGUGAACUGAAGAUAUUACUGCUGGAGAAUUGCUCUAUCACCCAGGAAGGUUGUGCUGAGCUGGCUUCAGCUCUGAUAUCAAACCCUGUUCACCUGAGAGAACUGGAUCUUUCUUCGAAUAAAUUUAAACACAAUGGAGUAAAGAGACUCCUUGUCAAUCUGGAGAGCUCUGGUUGUAAUCUCGAAAUUCUAAAGUUAGAUAAUUGUGGUGUCACAGAUGAGGGCUGUGCGGCUUUGGCUUCGGCAUUAAAAUCAAGCUGCUUAAACCUAAAAAAGAUGACUCUUAACUGGAACAAAAUUGGUGACUCAGGAGCUCAGCCACUUUUUGCUGCAUUGGGAGAUCCUAACUGUAAAUUACAAGUUCUGCGACUGAGAGGUUGCAAAAUUACAGACAAAGGGUACGAGGCUCUGGCUUCAACUUUAAAAACAAACCCCUCACACCUGAAAGAACUGGAUCUGUCUCAGAAUAAACUGAGUAACCGAGGAAUAGAACUUCUCUCUAUUGCACUGGCUUAUCCUAACUGUAAAUUGGAGAUCCUCCGUCUGGAAAUUUGUGGCAUCACAGAUAAAGGUUGUGCUGUUCUGGCAUCCGCUCUGAGAUCAAACCCAUCACACCUGAAAGAGCUCGAUCUGUACAUGAACAAGCUUGGAUUUUAUGGAGGACAGCUGAUCUCUGAUAUGAAAGAUGAUCCAACAUUCAAACUAGAAAUAGUAAAAUAUUAGCCAAAUGGUCAUUACUCCUUGAUUAUAAGAAAGAAAGAAAGAAAGAAAGAAAGAAAGAAAGAAAGAAAGAAAGAAAGAAAGAAAGAAAGAAAGAAAGAAAGAAAGAAAGAAAGAAAGAAAGAAAGAGGAAUUGUAAACACUCACUCAAUGUCUUUCUGUUGACCAGUAUUGCUAAUUGUUUACUAAUUGAUUACAGUUUGCUCUGGUGUAAAUAUUUGGAUAUAAUAAAAUAGUAAUCCACAUUGAAAUGAUGUAUAGGUUGUAUUAUACUCUAUGGAUAUAAAUGUAGUUUUCCAGAUUCAUAUAUUCUGUAUUGCACAUUAAUCAACAAACAAAACAAAACUGGGAAACUAGAUUUAAAUGUAUUCAUCGGAUGAUCAGAGUGAUCACUCAUCCGGAAAACUGUAAAGUAACUCAUAUGCAAAAUAACCACGAAAACAUUCACAGUUACAACUGUGAAAUCAUGAAAAAUGAAUACAAAUAAAGUACAAAAAUAAUUACUUUCAACGGCUAACAUUCCCCCCUGUCUGCUGCUUUCUUCCAAAUAGCCCACGUUUUCCAUCAAUAAAACUGAAUGUGAAGAGACAGACAAACCUACAAUUGCUCUUUGGACUUUGUAACAUUUAAACACAUGUACAUUUCUUUAUUUUAUUGUAUUUUUCUUACAUGUUUUGUAUUUGUCAUGUUUCGUUUAUAACAUGUAUCUUCAGAGCGUAUGAAGGGAAC
Molecule: messenger RNA, 4523 nt
Organism: Triplophysa dalaica
Lineage: Eukaryota; Metazoa; Chordata; Actinopteri; Cypriniformes; Nemacheilidae
Product: NACHT, LRR and PYD domains-containing protein 12-like
Exons: 15
Coding region: 303-3797 (1164 amino acids)
Molecular function (GO): protein binding
Source: RefSeq, a predicted model, not a curated record